Cadophora gregata is the source of this 1647-nucleotide messenger RNA. RefSeq lists its product as uncharacterized. The transcript has 4 exons. The record is from RefSeq and is a predicted model, not a curated record. Gene Ontology annotation, biological process: carbohydrate transport; transmembrane transport. Gene Ontology annotation, cellular component: membrane. NCBI's taxonomy places the organism in Eukaryota, Fungi, Ascomycota, Leotiomycetes, Helotiales, Ploettnerulaceae. Gene Ontology annotation, molecular function: carbohydrate:proton symporter activity. Bases 1 to 1647 code for a protein of 548 amino acids.
AUGGCAGGCGGCGCUCUCCACGCCACCGACAACAUCGAGCAUACCGAGGCUCCUGUCACUCUCAAAGCUUACCUCCUUUGCGCAUUCGCCUCUUUCGGUGGUAUCUUCUUUGGUUAUGACUCUGGGUACAUCAACGGUGUCAAUGGCUCCGCCGAGUUCAUUCGCCUAAUCGAGGGCCCUGGCGUCGACAAGCUUCAAUCUUCCCACCAAUCUCUGAUCGUCUCUAUCCUCUCUGCUGGUACUUUCUUUGGCGCUAUUAUCGCUGGCGAUGUCGCUGACCGAAUUGGACGUAAAUGGACUGUCAUUGGAGGCUGCGUGAUCUACAUGAUCGGUGUUAUCAUUCAGAUGCUCACUGGUGUUGGCGGAAGUGCCCUUGGUGUUAUCGUUGGUGGUCGUGUCAUUGCUGGUAUCGGAGUCGGUUUUGAGAGUGCCAUUGUCAUUCUCUACAUGUCUGAAAUUUGCCCAAAGAAAGUCCGUGGUGCUCUCGUCGCAGGCUACCAGUUCUGCAUUACCAUUGGUCUCCUCCUCGCUUCCUGCGUCGUUUAUGCCUGCGAGAACAAGACCGGCCCCGAGUCUUACCGUAUCCCAAUCGGCAUCCAGUUCGCCUGGGCAGUCAUCCUUGCCGGUGGUCUUUUAUUCCUUCCAGACUCCCCACGUUACUUCGUCAAGAAGGGCAGACUCGAAGAUGCCAGCAGAUCUCUGCAAAGACUCCGUGGUCAGCCAGCCGAGUCCGAGUACAUCCAGAAUGAGCUUGCUGAGAUUAUCGCCAACGAGGAGUACGAGCGAAGUGUCAUCCCCAGUGCUGGCUUCAUUGACAGCUGGGCAAACUGCUUCAAGGGUUCUCUUUUCAAGCAAUCCUCCAAUGUCCGCCGAACCAUCUUGGGAACUUCUCUGCAGAUGAUGCAACAAUGGACUGGUGUCAACUUCAUCUUCUACUACUCCACCCCAUUCUUGCAAUCCACCGGCGCUAUCAGCAACACCUUCUUGAUCUCCCUCAUCUUCACCCUCGUCAACGUCUGCUCCACCCCUCUUUCCUUCUGGGCUGUUGAGAAGCUCGGUCGUCGUCCCCUCCUCGUUUGGGGUGCAUUGGGCAUGUUGAUCUGCCAGUUCCUUGUCGCCAUCAUCGGUGUCAGCGUCGGUUUCAACCACACCCACCCAGAUGCCAACGGUGACCCAAUCGCAGACAACAUCUCCGCUGUCAACGCCCAGAUCGCCUUCAUUGCUAUCUUCAUCUUCUUCUUCGCUACCACCUGGGGUCCCGGAGCUUGGAUUCUCAUCGGUGAAAUCUUCCCUCUGCCCAUCCGCUCCCGUGGUGUCGGUCUCUCCACUGCUUCUAACUGGCUCUGGAACACUAUCAUCGCAGUCAUCACCCCCUACAUGGUUGGUGAGGAGCACGGCAACCUUAAAUCCUCCGUCUUCUUCGUCUGGGGAGGUCUCUGCACUGCUGCCUUCGUCUACUCAUACUUGUUGGUUCCUGAGACCAAGGGUCUUUCUCUUGAGCAGGUCGACCGCAUGAUGGAGGAGUCGUCCCCACGUACUUCUGCCAAGUGGGUUCCUCACGAGACAUUUGCGUCGGCGAUGGGUGUUGGUGGUCACACUGAUGACAAGCCCGUUGUUGAGCAUGAUAUUGAGAAGAGAACCUACUAA